Messenger RNA from Gallus gallus (chicken), 969 nucleotides. RefSeq names its product translation initiation factor IF-2-like. The transcript has 2 exons. Bases 1 to 969 code for a protein of 322 amino acids. The record is from RefSeq and is a predicted model, not a curated record. NCBI's taxonomy places the organism in Eukaryota, Metazoa, Chordata, Aves, Galliformes, Phasianidae.
AUGGCGGGGCAGCGCUCGCCGCCAUCUGCGGCCGCCGGUGGGGGGCGGAGGGGGGGGCGCUCAGCUGCCGGCGGGGAGCGGCGCGGGGCCGGGCGGGAGGAACAGGUGCCGGUGCCCCGGGAGCGGCGGAGGCGCGGCGGCCGCCCGUCCCGUCCCGUCGGGGCACCCCAACGCCGGGGCCGCCCCCACCCCCGCCCCGCUCUGACCCCGCGCCGCGGCGGGGGGAUCCGGUUACCGGCGCGGCCGCCCCAGCUGUCGGCCAUCCCUCACGCGGCCGCCGCGAAGGACGUGGGGAAAUGCGGGCAAAAAGCGGCCGAGGCACCGUCACAGCGCUGGGAGCCGUCCCAGAGCCGGAGGGACCCGACAGGAGUGGCACCUGCGCGUGGCCCCGGGGACGGCAGGACGGGGGGCGGGCUGUGCUGCGGGCAGAGCCCCCCCAGGCCCCGCCGUGCCCGCGGCUUUCACGGCCACCGGAGGAGACCCCCUCCGUCCACACCCGUGAGCGGCGCCCCGAAGGUGACCCCGCGGCCUGCGGGGCCCGACCCGCACACCGCGUCCCGCAGGGAGCCCCGCACCUCGCUGAGCACCGACGCGGCGCCCGUUCUCCGGCCCCGGAGAGGCGCCCGGAUCCCCCCGCGGCCGCCGGCCCUCGUCCCACGUGCAGCCCGGGACCCCCCCCGGCCCGCCCCGCUCAGGAUCGCCCUCCGCCCUCACCCCGCACUCCCUUAUCUCGGGCGGCGCGGGGCUGUCAGCGCCUCAGACGGAGCGUUUCCUCAUCGCGUCCCCCCGCGCGGCCCUAAUUGGAUCCGCAUGGCCGCGGGUCGCGGCUCCCAACCCCGCAGCCCUCGGGGGGACCCCGACUCCCCGCUGGUGGCUGCCGCAGCGCGGGGACGCCCCGGGCCGGAGCUGGGAGCCCCGCGGAGCCCCUCCGCCUCGGCCCCCCGUCCCCAGCCGUGGGACUGGAGGUGA